GGACUUUUUUGACGCUCGCGAUGUAGCUUGUUCCAUUGAUUGACAGACUCGUAACAGCGAGGAUGGAGGGUGAAUUAAGAAUUGUAGUGAAAUGGAGCGGAAAGGAAUACGAUAUCCUCGAUAUUCAGGAGGAGGACACUGUUCUCGCCCUAAAGGAGCGCAUACACAGGGAAACGGGCGUGCGCCCGGAACGUCAAAAACUGCUAAAUCUCAAAUUUAAAGGUAAGGCAGCGCAAGAUGACGAUAUAAUCGGCAAGUUAAACUUGAAGCCUGGCUUCAAGUUGAUGUUGAUGGGCUCGCGUGAGGAGGACAUCGCGGAGGCCAGUCAAGCGCCGGAGAAUGUACCUGAUGUAAUUAACGACCUGGAUAUAGAAGAGGAGGAGGUAGAGAUCGAAAAGGCUGAGAUCAAUCUGCGCAAGAUCCAGAUACGUAUCGAUCGUUACGUAAUCACCGAACUGAAUCCCUUGAGAGACGGUAAGAAACUCCUCGUGCUGGACAUAGACUAUACUCUGUUCGAUCAUCGAUCAGUGGCGGAGAGUGGAGCGCAGCUGAUGCGUCCGUACCUCCAUGAAUUUCUGACGCGCGCUUAUAAGAAUUACGACAUAGUCAUCUGGUCGGCGACCAGUAUGAGAUGGAUCAAUGAAAAGAUGAAGCUGCUGGGGGUCUCGAAUCAUCCAAACUACAAGAUAGCCUUUCACUUGGACGUCCUCGCCAUGAUCACCGUUCACACGCCCAAGUACGGUGUGGUCGGUGUGAAGCCGCUGGGCAUUAUCUGGGGGAAGUACAAGCAGUUCUCCGCGAAGAACACGAUAAUGUUCGAUGACAUUAGGAGGAACUUCAUAAUGAAUCCGCAAUCGGGAUUGAGGAUAAAGCCUUUCAAGCACGCUCACACCAGCAGAGUGAAGGACUUCGAACUGCUGAAGUUAGCCAAGUACUUGGAAUUUAUAGCCGAGGUCGAUGACUUUCAAACGCUCAACCACAGGAAGUGGGAGGAGUACAAGCCCAAGAAGAGCGACAUCAGUGGCGACGAGUAGGGUCGAUAUCGCGGUAUCGCGAGAUGUUGCAAUUUUUCUUCCUGACCACUUUGGCGAAUCCAACACAAACGGGAACAUCGCUCGUCAAAGGGCAUGCGAAGUGAUUUGAAGACUGCGAACAACGCGACGAACGUGCGAGAGGAAAAAAAUGCGUUCACGCGGCUGUUUGAAAAUCGCGCGAUCGCAAAAUGAUCAACAAAAUUAGAAGACUGUCCUGCACUUUCGAGACGAGAACAACAUGGGAUUAACUUACUCGCUGCGUCCCUAGUUAUUGCAAGAUUUCCACUUACGAUGGGUGAUACUAAACUCUCUCUCUCUCUGAAUGCUCCAAGAAUACACGCGUAUUUUUCACAUGUCUCUUUGUAUUCGUAAUGUAUUUAUCGGUUGUGUUGUACUAUAGAAUUAUGCGUUAUCAUAUAACUCAGACAUACAAGAUACACGCAUUGCAUUUAUGUACUCGAGUACGCGAGUACACAAACGCAAUAUUACGAUGUGUUCAAGUAAGUUCCCACGCGCGUGGAAGGCAUAUAUAAAUAUAUAUAUAUUCUGUACAUGUUUUGCAAGUGCAGAUAUAUCGUCAAGCUCGAAUUGUCACGCGACAGCGCGUAGAACAGUUCAAUUUUUUAUAUCUAUGAUCGCGCUAUGCGGCGAUUUCCAUGCGGCAACUAUUAUUAAGACGUAAUUUCCAGCCAAUAGUUAACGCCCUGCACCAAUUAUGCAAAUCGCAAUGUCUAAGUAUCCUAAAUAAAUCACACGGCAGUAUUUACUGUGAAAAAGAAUUUAGACCUUUUUAAACUUUUUAAACGAGAUACUGUCUCCAUUUUUCAUAAAAAUUUGCAGUAUUAUGAAAGGAUGUAAAAUAUGAGAACAUGUACAUGGUGAUUGGUAAUAAAGCUUAUUUACCCGGAAA
Molecule: messenger RNA, 1944 nt
Organism: Ooceraea biroi (clonal raider ant)
Lineage: Eukaryota; Metazoa; Arthropoda; Insecta; Hymenoptera; Formicidae
Gene: Ublcp1
Product: Ubiquitin-like domain-containing C-terminal domain phosphatase 1
Biological process (GO): protein dephosphorylation; regulation of proteasome assembly
Cellular component (GO): nucleus
Molecular function (GO): protein binding; protein serine/threonine phosphatase activity
Source: RefSeq, a predicted model, not a curated record